Messenger RNA from Peronospora matthiolae, 627 nucleotides. The record is from the annotation of a GenBank genome assembly. Lineage: Eukaryota; Oomycota; Peronosporomycetes; Peronosporales; Peronosporaceae.
AUGAUCACAACGUCGAAAAAUCUCUGGCACGUGUGGUCCCUCGCGCUUCUGUGCACGCUCCAAUCCGUCUCGGCCUCGAAUGUCAUUGUGCUAGGAACCGCCGACUUUGAAGCCAAGACGCAGGCGGCCACGGGUGCGACAACUGGAGACUGGCUUGUCGAGUUUUACGCGCCGUGGUGUGGCCAUUGCAAGAAACUCGCGCCCAUUUACGAGCAAGUGGCCGACGAGCUCAAGGGUGAAGUGAACGUGGCCAAAGUGGACGUGACGGAGCACCCCGAGCUCGGCCAGCGCUUUGGGAUCCGCGGCUUCCCGACGAUCCUGCACUUCAGUCACGGCAAGUCGUACAAGUUUGGCAGCCAGCGCACGCUCGACGAGCUCUUGCUAUUUGCUCGCGGAGGAUUCAAGCAAGUGGACGGCCAAGUCGUGGCUGCUGCUCCGGGCUUGAUGGACUUCGCGUCGCAGCAGCUCUUGCAAGUCAAGCAAGACUUUGUCACGCUGCUGGCGACCAAGAAGAACGUGCUGCUUGUCACGUUCUCAGGCGGACUGCUGCUCGGACUACUGCUUGGCUGUCUGUGUGGCUGCUGCACCAGUCGCAAUGGAAAGACUGUCAAGCCCAAGAAGGAGUAA